AUGUGUAUUAGACGAACAUCUCCGCCCAUUUUCAUAUCAUACUUGGCUCUUUUCUCCCCAUUUUUCAUACCCAUUAUUAAUGGUGGGGACUUCAACUACAAAGAAGCUCUCACCAAGUCCAUUAUUUUCUUGGAGGCACAGAGGUCCGGAAAGCUUCCUCCAACCUCUAGGCUUGCAUGGAGAGGAAACUCGGCUCUUGACGACGGAAAACUCGCAAAUGUGGACCUUGUGGGUGGAUACUAUGAUGCGGGUGACAAUGUGAAGUUUGGGCUACCAAUGGCUUUCACUAUUACUACUUUAUCGUGGGCGGCUAUUUUUUAUGAAGCGGAGUUAGGAGCAAGUGAAGAGCUUGAGAAUGUCCGGGCCGCUAUCAAGUGGGGCACCGACUAUUUUCUCAAGGCAUCUUCUCAAAAAAAUCGGUUGUAUGUGCAGGUGGGAGACCCCGUGGAAGAUCACGAGUGUUGGAUUAGGCCAGAGAACAUGGAGACAAGGAGGAGUGUAUUAGUGGUGGAUGAGAACAGGCCUGGAACAGAGAUUGCAGCUGAAACUUCCGCAGCCAUGGCUUCUUCUUCCAUCGUCUUUAGAGGUUCUGAUCACCUCUACUCUCGCCGUCUCCUCAAUAAAGCCAAAAUGCUUUUCCAGUUUGCUACAUUAUUUAAUGGAAGCUACGAUGGAGCAUGCCCCUUCUAUUGCUCCUACUCGGGCUAUAAUGAUGAGUUACUAUGGGCAGCAUCAUGGCUAUACAUUGCCACAAAGAGGCCAAAGUACUUGCAGUAUAUAGAAGAAGAAUCCAUCAGUGAAAAUGUCAAUGAGUUCAGCUGGGAUCUUAAAUACGCUGGAGCCCAAAUCCUCUUAUCUAAGUUUUAUUUUGAAGGGGAGAAGAGUUUGGAGAAAUUCAAGAACCAAGCAGAUAGUUUUGUUUGCUCUGUGCUUCCCGAUAGUCCCUCUCACCACAUUCACAUCACCCCAGGCGGCAUGGUUCAUGUAAGAGAUGGUGCCAAUAGCCAAUAUGUUACAAGCACAGCUCUCUUGUUCAGCAUCUACAGUGAUCUACUUGCCCAAUUCAAUCAAAAUGUUACAUGCAAUAAUCAGCAAUUUUAUUCGACUCACCUCAUGGCCUUCGCGAAACAACAGAUGGAUUAUCUACUAGGAGAAAACCCAGAAGGAAGAUCGUACAUGGUGGGCUUCGGAAACAAUCCACCCACGCACGCACACCAUAGAGGGUCUUCAGUGCCAAAACUGCCUGAAAACUACACAGUAAACUGUGGAAUGAGCUUCGUCUACUGGUUCCAUAAAAAUGAACCAAACCCUAAUCUGCUCACCGGCGCCAUUGUUGGUGGCCCUGACCGCAACGACACCUUCCUUGACCUGCGUUGGCAAUCGCCCAUGACCGAGCCAUGCACCUAUGUCAACUCCCUUGCAGUCGGUGUUCUAGCAAAGUUAGCUGCUGCCCACACUCUUUAAGGAGGAUGUCACAUUUUUAUUCCUAUUAUAAAUUUGUUGGUUUU
Vitis riparia (riverbank grape) is the source of this 1508-nucleotide messenger RNA. RefSeq names its product endoglucanase 16-like. Gene Ontology annotation, molecular function: hydrolase activity, hydrolyzing O-glycosyl compounds. Bases 1 to 1464 code for a protein of 487 amino acids. Gene Ontology annotation, biological process: carbohydrate metabolic process. The transcript is spliced from 8 exons. NCBI's taxonomy places the organism in Eukaryota, Viridiplantae, Streptophyta, Magnoliopsida, Vitales, Vitaceae. The record is from RefSeq and is a predicted model, not a curated record.